AUGACUGAGGCCCGGCGAAAGGCUCAUCACGUCCACGAAACGAAGGUGCUGAGCUAUGGACACCUUGGUACCGCCGCUUAUGAUGACCAGAACCACAAAUGGACGUUCCUGCGCCAGUACCAGACCCAACAUGGUGACGGUCUGGAGGCGCGGGAGAGCCAAACGAACUCUCCUCCUUUCUUGUUGGCAGAUGAAAGAACCUGGAAUGCUGAGCCAGACUAUGUUCAAGCAUCUGGACCAGCACGGGACGCUAGCCUUGGUCAUGGACUACAGAAUUCCUUCCUGAAGCGAGUCCCUGAUGUAGCCUUGGCUGCUGUCGAAUCACCCACACUGUCAAAGAGCAUCGCCACAGAGCUCAGCUAUCGGCCAUCAGCAAGCAUCCUCGCUUUUGGACAUGCCCGACGUGCAUCAGACCAUAGCGUGCACAACAAAGCCCCAUAUAUACCGAUUGUCGCAAUUCGAUCCUGCUCAAGCAACGAAACUCUUCAGUUCUUCGUCAUCGAGGCGGAUAAAAUUCGAAUCCCAAGUAUAGCUGAUCUGUCGGACCUGGGCGCAGUGCCCUUCAUCGCGCAUAAAGCAUCGGGAUGCUGGACCGGCUCCACCGACAGAAUACUCCAGGUGACCUCCUCCAGUUAUUCCCAGGGGACGCAGUUUCUUGUUGUCAAGCCAAGCGGUACAACCGUCCUACGGCCAGUGCUGUCAAAGUCGAGAGCAUCAGAAGAGCUUAUAGAACCAUUUCCAAUCAUCACUAUCCCACAAUCAAGGACGGGAUCCCAACCUCAUGCAUUCGCCGCUUUCAAUCCGCAUGAUCAGUGUCUGGUGGCGCUCGUAGACACCAGCGGGCAGUGGAGCAUUUGGAAGCUCACAGGUAGGCGAUUAGGGUCUGCCCGCAAUUCAUACCAGGCAACACUGAAAGCUUCAAAUGCGCUCGGCAGUAUUGAGCAUCAAUUUCGGUUCUCUGGCGCUUCGACAUCUAGGGAUACCUGGUAUCAAGUUUGCUGGUUCACGAGCCGCGAAGGCAUUAUGGACAGACUCUUGGUUUACAAUCGACGUUUUGCGGCAGCCUUUGACCGAACGGGAUCAUGCUUAGGUGGUGUCGACAUGCGUCUGGGUUCCCAGGCGGACCAAAACUUGAUCCUUGAUGUCAAAAACAGCAGUCGUCGAAGCAGCCAUGUAUUUAUCCUGACCACGUCACGCUUGUUGAUAUUCGACUCCUCACAGAGCAAUGAGGACGACAGGAGCUCCGGCGAAGCGCUCAAACUGGCGUGCUCCUGGAAUCAUUACCGAGAUCGAGCAGAUUGGAGUCUUCGUAUGGCCAUACUUGAGUCCUCGGAAGAAUCGUGGGUGCUGCUUUAUUCAAACACAAGCCAUUUAGCUAUCAUAUACCGCUUCGGACAAGCAGACGGGCAGUCAACAAUAAUGUCCAAGCAGGAUCCUUCAACCUUUCAACUGCCACAUCAGCUCAAAGGGCGCAUGAAAGACGUCGAUGAUAUUACGAUGUGUCCCGUAGCCUUUUCAGGCCAAAGUCAGUCUGUCGGUGUUAUUGAAAGUGGCCUUAUCAAGCUCGUCGCGUGCUUAGCUACAGGAGAGGUCAUCGAAGCGUUGUACAAGCAUGAACUUGAUCAAUUUAACCUUUCAAGUCAUCCAACGAAGACGUUCUCAAAUUUGUCCAUACCGCGAACGCUGAACCACCCAAUCAGUUCUAAAUAUGUCAUGGUGGAUGAUGAUAUAGACGAUUUUAUUGUGCCAGAUGGAAAAGGAACAGAUGACUUCGGUGGAAAGCCCGACUCUGAAAAAAAUACUCCGGAAGAUGUGCAAUAUAUUCCUCCCAGUCCUCGACACUGGCAGCGUCUUUUACAAUAUGAAGCGCUAAAGAACAAUGACAACGGGAAUGUGUCUUUCGGAUCGGCCCUGCAACAAGCCAUCGAGCAAUUCGAAAGCCGGAAUGAGGAGAACAAGGUAACGUUUAUCCAGCUGAUCUCAGACCUUGCCGAUAGGUGUCGGAUCACGGAAUUGGAACAUGAUUCUCAGCUAGCAGAUCAAUGGCUUGAUACUCUCGAGCUUCAGGGCGAUAUCAAUGUCCAACUAGCUGCGCAUGUUGUGGGAGGAGUGCCCAUUUCAUCGCGCAGGCAUCUACUUCUUGACCUUUACGAGGGUCUGGUCAGAGCAUAUCUCGGAUCACUGUCCGACCAGGUCACGGAUCGAGGUCGGGUCAAUCGCGAAAGGCUGAUCCGCCAAAUAGUAGGGGAUUGCUUCCUUGGGUCAUUCGUGCUGACCCCCGCGGCAACUCUGUCUGUCUCUCCACGGCGAUCCUGGUUACAGACGCAGGACAGUCAAGCUCUGUCUCCUUCACAAGGUCUGGACUCGGAUGAUCCGGAGAGCUCCCAUGCAGUGACACCAGAGGCUCUUUUGGAGACAGAGGCACCGGCCGUCAGUCGCCUACGCAAAUAUGCAUUAUUUCGUCACGAGAUGCCGCCUCCCUUGCUCGACUAUCACGCGAAUAUCUCCAAUAUCCUUGCCCACCUUCCCGAGUCGAUUGAGGAAAAUCCCGCGGACUAUUCCUAUCAGCAAACUAAUCAGAAGAUGAAGCUUGCACAUGAGGAGAUUGCGGCAGAGUCACUGAAUCCAAGGGAGAGAAAGAAGGCUCUCCGGUCGGCGGCUCGUCUCCAGCGUAAACUAGAAAAAACUCAACUGAUCAGUCAAGAAGUCGCGACGCGACGAAACCUGUUGCCCGGCAUCGGCAGCGGACCAAAGGCCUCCGAUUUCCCUCAACGAGAGGUCCAAAGCAGUCAGCCAGUCGCACCCAGUUCGAGUCAAACAAUUGGCCCAGCGCUGAGUAUGACGCAGCCAGAGAGAGGUGCUUAUGGGACCAGACAAGCAGAGAAAAAGGGAAAGAAAGGGGCAAAGAGACGGGCAGGCUUUUAG
Molecule: messenger RNA, 2925 nt
Organism: Fonsecaea monophora
Lineage: Eukaryota; Fungi; Ascomycota; Eurotiomycetes; Chaetothyriales; Herpotrichiellaceae
Exons: 2
Coding region: 1-2925 (974 amino acids)
Biological process (GO): nucleolar large rRNA transcription by RNA polymerase I
Cellular component (GO): RNA polymerase I core factor complex
Molecular function (GO): RNA polymerase I transcription regulatory region sequence-specific DNA binding; RNA polymerase I general transcription initiation factor binding
Source: RefSeq, a predicted model, not a curated record